Sordaria macrospora k-hell is the source of this 8547-nucleotide messenger RNA. RefSeq lists its product as uncharacterized. The record is from RefSeq and is a predicted model, not a curated record. NCBI's taxonomy places the organism in Eukaryota, Fungi, Ascomycota, Sordariomycetes, Sordariales, Sordariaceae.
AUGUCAAGACGGUCCCGCCACCCAUCAGCAUUGUAUGCCCCACAGGAAGAGGACUCGAAAUGGUCUUCUUAUACUCCCCGCGACCCGACUACCACUGCUCAGCGGGCGCAAACGUCACAGCCCUCCCGGAGCAGCCUCCCCAGACCUGCCUCUAGCAGUAUUCCCCGACCGGCUGCGACAAUAUCUCGACCCGAUCCGAAGCGGCGUGAUAAAGACGAUGGUUCAUAUCCCGACUCGAGCCCGUGGCCUUGGCUUGACCCCGAUGAGGAUGACAACUUUCGACAGGUUGGAAAGAAGAGUAAACAGAAAAAGAAGGUCGGAGGAGGAGGUGGUGGUGGCGGUGCACAGCAGCCUAAGCAGACAAAUAACGAUGGUGGCGAAGGUUCGCAAAAGGAAGGCGCCGAUGGUGGCGACGACGGCAAAUCCAACGGCGGCGAUGCCAGCAACGGUGCUGGAGGAGGUCCAGGCAAGUCCGGCAAUGACGGAGACAAAGGCGACGGAGACAAAAAGGACGACAAGUCCAAGAAAGAAACCGCCGACGAUGAGGACAAGAAGAAGGACGACGAAGAGAAGAAGACAGAAAAUGCAAAUAAAUCGCCGCUCGACGAUGACUGGAAUCAAGCAACCAGCAAGAUAAGGCAAAAAGCAAAGCGAGGCGAUGUUAUUGGUUCUGUCACCGAAGAUAAGCCUACCCCGCGGUCAUUGGAUGACAAGGCGAAGAAGAGUCAUGGCAACUCGGACAAAUCCAAUGGCCUCGAUGAGGUCAAACUCGACAUUGCAACCUCAAUAAACGCCAAUCGCGUCUCUACAGACAACGCGUCCAUCGACAACCGGUCUUCAGGAAACAGCAGGACUGAAGAGAACAAAUCUUCCGGAGAGCGGACAUCUUCAGAUAGCAAACCUGCUGGAUUUCCCUGGAGCGCACUUUGGGGCGGCGGUCUCAAAUGGGGAGCAAGCGCCCACAAGGAACAGCCAAAGCCGCAGGUGAAGCAUGAAGACGAGCUCGAAAGCAACCCGUGGACAAAGUCCAAGAACACCAAAACCUUCCCAGGCUCUUUUGAUGACGCUGAAGAGACAAGAAACGAACCUGCUGUAGCUGAGCCAAAGUCGGAGAAAAAAUCGGAUGAAAGAGGUCAAGGCCGGGAUGAGAAAGCGCUUCGUCAGAAAGACUCUAAGGACGACAAGGACAAGCUCAACGGUAUGAACGGGAAAUACUCAGCAAACGAGAAGAAAAAAGACAACGACGAUGAGAAGUACCGAGUCGACAGCAUGUAUGCCAAGGGGGUAAAGAAGGAUGAGCGCAAUGAUGAUCACGAUGACGGCUUCGUUGUUUCCACGAAGAAGACCAAAAACUCAAAGAACAACACUAGCGCAUGGGAUGUGGAACCAGAUGCAGGUCAAGAGCCAGUGGUGGAACCGAAAACAGAGCCAACGCCGGAGCUAACAAAAACCAAUGAGCUCGAGCCCGAGGAUGACUUCUUUGAAAGCUUUCCUGCUGUGAAGGCCAAGAAGAAUGAGAAAACCUCGACCCGGCCGGGACAAUCCUCAAGGCUCGGACCAUUCGGCACAUCCACGCUCAAGAAAGCGAAUCCAGAUCCCUGGGAAGUCUUCGGUGCCAAGAAGAACAAGGCGAAGGUCGGCGCCUCCGAAGAGCCUAUGGUUAGGACACGGAAGGCCGAUCCGGAACUGUUACCGGCAAAACGAUCAUCUCCCAUUCCCGCACCCGAACCUGAGAUUGAGCCAGAAGAGGAUGAAAAGCUGGAGCCAAUUUCGGCCUACAGGCCGCCAACGAAAAAGCCUUGGUGGGAAGAGCCUCCAGCUCCACCGAGCCCCGUGAAAAACAAAAAGAAGAAAGGUAAGUACGAUAUUGCUGACGAGCCUUCCAGGGAGCCAGAUCCGGAACCGGAGCCUAUAGAAGAGUCCAAAUUUGAAGCCGACAAGCCAGUGGAGGAAGACGAUUUCUGGAACAACCACCAACCAACGGCCAGGAAGGACAGGAAGAAGAGCAAGAGAGCUGGACUUUCAGAAGAACCGGUACCGCCGCCACCACCGCCGCCGCCUCCUCAUCCGGUAGAACCAGCCGAGACUUUUCCGUGGGAUGAUGUUCCAAUCAAGAAGACCAAAAAGGGAAGAAGGGGACAGACAGAGCCUGAACCACCACCGCCACCUCCAGUCGAAUUUGAACCGGUAGUUGAACCGGAACCGGAGCCCGAGCCAGUUUCUGGUCCGCCCCCAUUCCCCGAAUCAGAUGAGGAGGAUGAGGACCCCGGCGGCUGGCUUUCCUCUUUUCUUCACAAGCCGGAUAAGAAGAAGAGUAGGCAAACAUCUCCCAUGCCUCCACCUCCUGAAGAGCCAGAACCGGAGCCUGAGCCGGCCCAACGAGAACUAGAACCAGAGCCGGAACCGGAGAAGGAAGAAGACGACCCUUGGGACUAUCCCAUCUCGAAGAAGGACAAGAGAAAGAAGAAGGGAAAGACCAAGGAGCCCGAACCAUCACCGCCACCACCACCACCACCACCACCACCACCGCCGCCGCCUCCUGAGCCUCCAAAGAGAUCGAAAUCAUCAAAGUAUGACAAGGAGGAUGAACACGACUUCUGGAGUGCUUCAACAUCGAAGAAGAGCAAGAGGGACAAGAAGGGGUAUACCGAACGAGGGCCAUCUCCUGAGCCAGUGGAGGAGGUCAUCUCCGAGCUAGAGGACCCAGAGCCAGAGUUUGAUGUUGAACCUGAGCCGGAAGCACGACCUGAACCUGCUGCUGUGUCGGAUCGCGAAGACAAACUAUCAGAGGAUGGAUGGGACUACUCCAAGAGAGACAAGGACAAGAAGAAGAAGAAAGGUACUGAACCAGAAGUCAAGUCAAAAAAGGAGUCCAGAUCAAGUCGAAGACCUGAGCCAGAACCCGAGCCCGAAUCAAAGCGAAAGAAGGCGAGAGACAGCAUUUGGAGCUUGCCCACUGACCCAAAGAAGGAUAAAAAGAAGAGAAGAGGCGAUUUAGAUGAAGACAGCAAGCCGCUGCCUUCACCUGCGCCAGACCCGCCUGAUGUCUGGGAUGACGACUAUCAGGACAAGAAGAAGAAAAGCGCCAUCUCGGAUGAAUGGGCAAAUUACUCGAGCAAGGAUAGGAAGAAGGGCAAAAACGCCAUGGAUGUCCUGAAGGGGCUAAACAAAUCGGGCGAUCCACUAGCUGACUCAGCUCGGCAAUCACCGCCAAGCCCUCCUCACCGUACCGGUGGCUUCUUCGGAUCUUGGGAAACCGACAGUGAUCGUGGCGACAACCAUAAACACAGAAAGCAGUCCAAGGACAGUUCACAUCAGCCAUACAGCAUCGAGGAGCCUACUUUAGACGACGUUUGGGGCGCUACCAUGCCUGGCAAGCGCAAGAAGAAGGCUAAUGGCGGCACCAACAACGCACCGGUGGAGAUUGUGGAGGACCUUACCCCGGAUCCCGUCCAGCCGGACUCUGUGGAGGAAACCAGGGACGACAGCCACAACAACGAAGACAGCAAACCGGAAAGCAAUAGCUAUGGCAGCAGUUUUUGGGGAUGGGGAGGCUUCGCCAAGAGCAGCAGCAAAUCAUCCAACAAGGAGUCAUCGCUUCAUGACGAGCCAGCACCACCUCCGCCGCCACCGCCAGCGCCAACUCCUCCAUUAGACGAACCAGAGCUCGACAUCUGGGCCGAUGACGAUGACGAACCCCAGCCUGUUGCAAAAUCUGACAAGGAUGACAAGAAAAAGUCCAAGGACAAGAAGUCUAAGGAGAAGGAGCCCAAACUUAGCGAGAAGGAGCUGAAGAAGCUAGAGAAGGAAAAGAAGAAGGCCGAGAAAGAAGAAGCAAGGCGCAGACUCAAGGAAGCCAAGGAGUUGGAGGAAGAACUGAAGCGCAAUGCUAGGGAAGCAAAAGAGUUGGACGAAGCCUUGAGGCGGAAGGCUGAAAGGGAGAGGGAGUUGGAGGAGCAAGCUGAGCGUGAGGCUGAAGAGCAAGCAGCCCGUGAGGAAGAGGAGCGAAGAUUGCAAGAGGAAGAAGAACAGAGGCAACGAGAAGAAGAAGAGCGUCGACUUCAAGAGGAGGAGGAAUGUCAGCAACGGGAGGCUGAAGAGCAAGCUCGGAUCGCUCAAGAAGAGGCUCGCAUUGCUGUCGAGGAGCAAGCUCGCAAGGAGGAGGAAAAGAAGGCCGCAAAAGAGAAGGAAAAGCUCGAUGAGGAAGCAGCAGAGCUUGAAACACUCAGACUCAAGAAGGAGAAGACGCCUCGGAGAUUCAUGAUGAGAGAGCAGCGCCGGCUUGACGUUCUCGCUGCUAAAUUCGAGGAGAUAGCGCGCAAAAAGCAAGAGGAGGAAGAGGAGCGACAGCGUGCAGAAGAAGAAGCUGCCCGUAUCGCCGAAGACGAGGCUCGCAUUGCUGCUGAGGAACAAGCCCGGAAGGACGAAGAAGAGAGGAUUGCCAGAGAAAUUGCCGAACUUGAAGAGGAGGAGGCUGAGUUUCAGGCACUCCGGUUCAAGAAGGCAAACUCACCGAGAAGGUUCACAACAAAGGACCAGCAGAGGCUUCAGCAGAUCAUCAAGCAACGCAGAGAGAGGAAGCGCCUGAAGCAAGAGGAAGAGGAUCGCAAGCAGAGAGAAGAGGAAGAGGAGAGACAACGGCAGGCUGAUGAAGAAGCCCGGCUUGCUGCCGAAGAACAGGCGCGGAUAGACGAGGAGGCCAGGCUUGCCGAAGAAGCGAGAAUUGCAGAAGAGGAAGCGAGGAGAGCGGAGGAGGAAGCGAGGAUUGCGAAGGAAGAAGCACAACUGACGAAGGAUGAGGCUGAACUUGCAAUUCUCACCGAGAAAAAAGCAAAAACACCUCGCCGGUUUACACUCAUGGACGGACGGAAGCUCGAUCUACUUACCAAGGGUGUUAACAAGCUACGGGAGAAGAAGGCUGCUCGGGAUGCUGCAAAGAAGGCUGCGGAGGAGGCUGCAGAAGAGGCUUCGCGAGAGGCUGCAGACCAGCCCGGAGACGAAUGGCAAGACGCGGAUGAAGGUCAAGGUCAAGACAACGACGAGGACCCCGAGGCAACUGCUCUGAGGGAAGCAACAGAGAGGGCAAUCCGCCAAGCCGAGGAGGAGGCCGAAGCCAAACAGGCAAGGAAAGCGAGCAGAAGCAAGGGCAAAUCGAAGGCUGAUCCACUCGACGACAUGCAGCUCACUCCCGAGCAGGUGGACGAACUGCUCGGAGACUCGUCGAAACGGGACAAGAGUGUUGACAGCCAACCUAAGGAGGAGGAGAAGCCUGAUAACAACCACAGCAAUGCCGCGCCUGGCGGGUUCAGUCUCUGGGGAGCUGCCAAAAGAGGCAUAUUUGGUUUUGGAGGAGGUAGCGGAUGGGAAGACCACGAUCAGCCUGCUCCGGAACCUGAGCCCUCAGCCCAAGAUGAAGAUGAUAAGGCAGCUGAGUCAGCCAGAAUGGCAGAGGCAGCCAUGGCGGCUGGUGGUGUGAUUGGAGGCGUUCCUCCUGGGCUAUGGGAUGCAACCCCCAAGGCCGUCUCACCGUCGCCUGAACCAACUGCUGAGGAGCCAGUGACCUACCCCGCCAAGCCCACCAAGUCCAAGAAGGCUGCGGGGAGCAAGAGCAAGAGCAAGAUUGCCGACCGCCUGCGCGUCUUCGAGUCACUUGACGCCGGAGCCGACACACCUGCUGAUGCUGAUGGUGGCCCACCACCACCACCAGCCGCACCGUCGACACCACCACCACACUUUGGUCGUCCCCUUCCCCCGCCCGCGCCAUAUAUGGUGCGCUCGCCACCAUCACCUGCCAUCUCACCCGUUGUCGCAGUUGCCGUCUCUCCGCCAGCGCAAAGGGAGGAAAGGCGAAAACCAUCAAGGAAGAGCCGGGACAAGGACAGGGGCUAUACACGCGACGGCGACAAUAACGACUAUUACUUAUCGGUCCCUCCACCACCGUCGCCGCCUGUUGCGCCGUCGGGCGCACCACCUGGGGGCUUCCCCGGCGGAUUUCCAAUCGACGACGAUUACCGACCCAGUCGCGACAUGCAUGGUGAUCACCAUGAUAAUCACAUCGACGACCACGAAAACCAUCGAGAACGUGAGCUUAUCGAUUCUGCAGCCGAACGAGCAGCCGAACGAAGAGCGAAGAGACGAUCCAAACGGAUUUCACCUGAAGCCCCAGGUGUCGAGUUUGACUUGCCGCCUGCGCCGCCCUCACCCCCACCUAUCGCGCCCGAUGCGCCAAUUGACGACGAAAUGGCAGAGUCAAAGUCGCCUCGAAAGGAAAGGCCCAAGAUAAACCGCCAAGGUACAGCAUGGGGUAUGGAUGGGAAGAAGAUCUCAUCGAGGCCCAAGGUCGUUGAACGAGAGCCUGGCGCAAAGCCGAAAAAGACUGCACACAUCGAGGAGCCCGAGAAGCCACUACGGUCCAGAGACAAGGAAGCGCCAGCGGCGACGGCGCCAGCUCCGAUGCAAGCGCGCUUCGCUAGCGUGUUCACCAGUACCCCACCAUUGUCGCGAUCAAUGUCCCAGCGCGAGAAACGCCUCGGUCCCAACGGCAAGCCCAUCGCACGCAGAUAUUCGGAUAGCACGAAUGCGGUCGCCAACCCUCCUGCUCCUCCUCCUGUUCCGCCAGAGGAUAUCUCAUCAAAGGCGGCCAAGGUCUUGGGUGUCGGUGCCCGCGGUCUCGGAGUUGGCCUCGGCCUUGCGAAUGGAAUCCUCUCCAAUGGAUUUGGCCGAGGAGCUCCUGCUGCGCCUGCGCGCAACAAGCAGGACGUGAACGAUGACACGCCCGUGUCAGGUGCUAUCGAUCCUGAUUUCAGCCCGACCAAGUCGGAACGUCGUAGGGCAAAGCAAUACAUGUCCGAAGACGACCACGUCAUGUUCGAGAUGCCCGAUGCUACAGCCCCCGCUCGUCCCCCGGUUCGCCGCGUUAGCACCAGCAACGCCGCCAACAAGAAGUCGGGCUUUAGUCUCUUUGGUGUCUUUGGAUCGAAGCAACAACAGCAAGAAUCGCCGCCGCGCCCCGAACCUCCCCGUCGAAGCCGAACAGUUCCUACAUAUGCCACUACCGAUGACGAAGGUGGCCGACAGCCCGCAGCUGCAUUCGUCCCCGAGACCGACGCCGAUCGCGAAGCCCGCAGAGCCGCCCGUCGCGCACGCCGCGCAGAGAAAGAGGCAGCCGAGAGAGGCGCCGCCGUACAAUCUGCCGAAGAGGCUCGUCGCCAAAAGGAUGAAGCCCGUCGCGAACGUCGCAGACAGCAGGAGCAAGAGGAAGAGGCUCGGAGGCUAGAAGAGAAGGAAGCCCGUCGUGCUGAAAGGCGGGCCCGUAAGGCUAAAGAGGAAGAGGACCGUCGUGCUAGAGAAGAGGAGGAACGCCGAGCUGAAGAUCAAAGAGAGGCUGAGCGCGUCGAGCGGAGGAGGAUACGAACCGAACGAGCUGCUGCCGAGGCCGAAGCCGGACAACGUGACGUCAAUGGUGCUAGACAAGAUGACCGACGCCGGAGCAAUCGGCGCAUGCCUCCCGAGUCCGAUCGUGAACACGACCGCGGCCCCGAAGAAGACGAGGAGCGGCGAAGGAGGAGAGAGGCCCGUCGUGCCGCCAAAGCCGCCCAGCUUGCUGCUGAAGCUGCCGCUGAUGAGAUGGACAGGGCCAGAAGGGAGCGAAGACCCAGGGAGAAGAGUACCACCCGACCCGACCCGAGAGAUGCACCGCCGCCGGACGAAUACGUCUAUCCAGCCUCAAGGCAGCAAUCCAAGGCUCGAAAGCAGGGACAAGGACAACAUGAUGGAUGGCCACACUCGGGAACCACGUCGUGGGUUAAGGACCAUGCCGAUGCUCCUGCUCCUCCAUCGCCUCCCGGACCUCCGGGUGCCUUUGUCGACGACCAUACCAAUGGACAUGCCAAAGGUGGCCCACCACCACCGCCACCUCCCCGUAUGAUGCCUCACGAGCUAGACGAAGAAGAGGCUGCUCGACACGCAAGGCGAGAGAGGAGAGCUCGCAGAGAGCAAAAGUACCACGCUGCUCAAGCGGCCGCUGAAGAAGCCGAGCGCGAGCGAGAGCGGGAUAGAGAGAGGGAAGGUGCGUAUGCUAGUGCGCACGAUGACGAGAGGAGACGAAGAAGGAGGAGGAGAGGUGAUGAAGAACGACCUGAGCGUGCCGAGCGCGAGCGAGAGCGUGACCAUCCUCGCGAGCGAGACCACAGAGAUCGCGACCCUAGAGAGCGUCCCGAGCGUAGUCAACGCGACCGAGACCAACGCGAGUACUACAGCGCCCGCGACGACCGAGAACAGCUUCCCGACCUCGGGAUCGCAAGCGCGGUGGGGAACGGGCGGCGGCGACCGAUUACGAUGAUCGUGAGCCCCGUGAUCCUCGCGAAUACCACGACUCGCGUGCGGAGAGGGGAGAUAGAGGAGACCGCGGCCCCGGGGACCGGACUGGAUCCGGCUCCGGUAGUGAUGGGAGGGAGCAGAACAGGAAGAGCGGCGGUGCUGGGUUUGGGGACCAAACCACGCCGAGGAGUAGCUGGUGGAAGAAGAUUGCUAGGUUUGGCUAGUUGA